UCGGUGUUCGGUGUCAGGUUGAUCAUAUCCACGUGGAUCCCAUCCAUGUCAUGAAAUGUUACUCGAUUUCUGAUUGGCGGGGAAACAGGACAUUCAGCCAAUCGCCGAACAGAGCGCGCAGAUUCAGCGCAACUGAAAAUGGCGGACGGGAGCUCGAAUGCUGUGUUCAAAAAGGAGACGGUGGGCAAGCUUUUCUCAUUUUUUUUCAAAGACGAAAAAACUAAAAUAAGCGGUGAUGCAGUUAUUCUAAUGACUGAGAUGCUGAAGAUAUUUGUCGAAGAGGCCGCCCGAAGAUCAGUGAAGCAGGCAGAUGCAGAAGAUUGUGACCUGGUUGACAUUGAGCACUUUGAGAAGAUCUUACCACAACUGCUCCUGGACUUCUAGUAACCUUUGCUUCCACAUUCUUUGUGUGUCACAUGACUGCUGGGGAAGAGAGAUUCCUUCACCUCAAGUGUUAUCAGUUGAGUUGCCCUUGUUAUCAUUCACUGCAGUAAGAGUGCGGAGAUCUGUCUCUUAACACCCAUCAUGAAGUGGAUCAGCAGUGAAGGAACUAGAAAUGCCACGAGACGACAGCGGAAUUAUGUUCUUUCCUUUACAGGACAGAUGUAUCCUUCCAAAGACACCACCCUUUGGGUCGUGGGGACAGAAAAACAGCUUCAUAAGAACCCAAAUCCUACAUCAGCUGGUUGCUUAUUUUGGCCUCUUUUUUUUUUUUGUGUGUGUGAUAGAUUCAACCCAGAGGUUUUCUCCCAAACAAUGAUUGUUUCCUAAUUCAGUAUUUUACAAAUUUUAAAACGUCUUGGUAUAUGAAUGACCUAAACUGCGACCUAAACUGCAAAAUUACAACGUGUCUUGAUAGUUUAGUCAUUACUUUUUUCUGUGAGAUGGGGUAAAAGGCCAAUGGAUUAAAUGUUCUGCCACUAUGUCUGACUUACAAUUUAGCACCUAGUUGUAGUCAGUUCUGAAAGUUUGAUUUCCGUCUAGUACGACAUAAACUGUAUUUGUAUUCUUGUGUAACGUGGAAAAUAAAUAUUUGCCUAGUCAAAAUA
Messenger RNA from Paramormyrops kingsleyae, 1049 nucleotides. RefSeq names its product centromere protein X. Gene Ontology annotation, biological process: resolution of meiotic recombination intermediates; kinetochore assembly; DNA repair. Gene Ontology annotation, molecular function: protein heterodimerization activity. NCBI's taxonomy places the organism in Eukaryota, Metazoa, Chordata, Actinopteri, Osteoglossiformes, Mormyridae. The record is from RefSeq and is a predicted model, not a curated record. Gene Ontology annotation, cellular component: Fanconi anaemia nuclear complex; FANCM-MHF complex.